AGGUUUGGGGACACAAAGAAUGGGGGGUUUUUAAGAGAGAGAGAGAAGGGUCAUUGCUUCCCGCGUUUUCCAUCUUCAAUACCUCAUUUUUCUCAUGCGUGCAAGCCAUUCUCAAAUCUCAAACCCACCCACAUUUCUUGGCUAUUGACAGCUAUAUUUCUCUUUAAGAUUCUGCAUUCCCCUUCCACCUCAAGUUCUUUCCUUUAUCUCACUUUUUCUCUCAUAUUUUACACAACAACAAACAGAACAAAAAAAUACCCAUCCAAAUUAGCGCGAUCGAUUUUCAUUGUCGUUGUCCGGGAUUCGUUAUCUUCUUCAAUCGCUUUCAAAGAUCAUUUCAAUUGAAGCAAUGGGAGGCCAUAUGAGCAAGAAGACCCCUGAAACUUCGUCUGCUAUUAACCUCAGUACCGAAUUGCACUACAAGAAUGAGCUGAGUUCGUAUGAAGCUGCAUGUAAGGUUGAUACUGAUUUGCAGUCCUUUGACACCACACUUCAAGCUCGAACAAAUCAGGUUAUCAAUACCCUUGCUGUUGGUGUUGAAGUUCGAGCCCUUUCAUUUGAUUCUCUAAAACAAGUCACCGAAUGUCUUCUAGAGAUGAAUCAGGAAGUUGUCAAGGUAAUCUUGGAUUGCAAGAAAGAUAUAUGGAAGAGCCAAGAACUGUUUGAACUUGUUGAGGAAUACUUUGAGAACAGUUUGCAAACUCUAGAUUUCUGCACUGCAUUGGAGAAGUGCUUAAAGAGAACUCGGGAUAGCCAGUUGCUUAUCCUUGUGGCUAUUCAACAGUUUGAGGAAGAAUCAGAGUUGGGAGACAAUCGAUAUGUGAGGACAUUACAAGAAUUGAAGAAUUUCAAGUCAGCUGGUGACCCUUUCACUGAAGAAUUCUUCCAAAUCUUUCAAUCUGUUUAUAAGCAGCAGAUGCUCAUGCUUGAGAAGUUGCAACUUAGGAAGAACAAGCUUGAUAAGAAACUGAAAUACAUCCAUUCUUGGAGGAAGGUAUCAAGUAUGAUAUUUGUAGCUACAUUUGCUGCUGUUUUGAUAUGCUCAGUUGUAGCAGCAGCUAUUGCAGCUCCACCUGUUGCUGCUGCUAUAGCUGCUGCUACCUCAAUCCCAAUUGGUUCAAUGGGAAAGUGGAUUGAUUCCCUUUGGAGGAACUAUGAAAAUGCAUUGAAAGGACAGAAGGAAGUAAUAAGCUCAAUGCAGGCUGGUACAUAUGUUGCUAUAAAGGACUUGGACAAUAUCCGUGUUCUCAUUGAUCGUUUGGAAAUUGAGAUUGAAUCCCUAUUGCAUACUGUGGAUUUUGCCAUUGAAGAAGAAGCUGUGAAGGUUGCCAUAGAGGAAAUCAAAAAGAAGCUGGGAUUGUUUAUGAAGAAUGUUGAAGAUUUAGGAGUUCAAGCUGAUAUGUGUAGCCGUGACAUUAGGAGGGCAAGGACUGUUGUUCUGCAGAGAAUCAUAAAGCAUCCCCACAAUUGAAAGACAGUCUUAUUUCUUUGCCACCCUGUAACUGUUUAAUUGUUGGAGAAUAUUUUUUCAUAAUUUUAAUUUUUUUUAAUAUGUAUUUUUUUUUUUAAUUUUACCUAGAUUAACU
This is a messenger RNA of Gastrolobium bilobum, 1586 nucleotides long. RefSeq names its product UPF0496 protein At4g34320-like. The transcript has 2 exons. The record is from RefSeq and is a predicted model, not a curated record. Lineage: Eukaryota; Viridiplantae; Streptophyta; Magnoliopsida; Fabales; Fabaceae. Bases 350 to 1471 code for a protein of 373 amino acids.